UCGCAAACGUAAACAGAAUGCUUUAUUGAAAUGCACAUGGGUAUAUUUAAAUCAACCGUCUCAUUGCAGCGAUAUAUUGGGUUUGAACAGAAUGGUUGAUGGUUCGCCAAAAUGAAUAUGUAUAGUGGACUUCUCCCGCCGGGUCUCACUGAGGCUGAUCUGAGCUCUGAAGAAGAUGCUGAUGUUAAAGCAGAAGACAGAGGAGAUACAGAAACAAACGAGCACCGUUCAUGUCAGUCAGACAGAGAGACACAUUUAUCAAAUAACGUUACUGAUUUGCAAACCGAUCCAGUGGAGGAUGAUUGUCCUCCCGGAGUUUCCCCAGACAAAUGGCAACGGUUUAAAGAUCUCCAGAAAGCGAAAGAUGACCAGAGAGGGAAGCAACCACAAAGAAAACGCCAAAGGAAAAGACGUCAUAAAAAGGGUGGGACCUCAACACAGAACUGCAACACACAGCAGAACAGAAAGUUGGAGGAGGAACGGAAGGAUAACUUGAAGGAGCUCACGCAGUAUUUUGGCAUCAAUGAUAGACUGAAGCCUCCUCCCUGCAACAGGCCGCCUCCCUUGUCAGGCCUGGAAAAGAGCAUAGAGAGUUCCAUCGCUGAAGGGGACUAUGAGAAGGCGGAAGAACUGAGUGACAGACUUGCUACUCGAGAGCUGGGCGUGAAAAUCGCACAAGCCGCAGAUUGUCGCGACUUCGACCGUACCAAACGGGAAGCAGAGGCUUCCCAGGCAGCCCAAAAGAGGACGAAGCAAAUGGCUUGGGGGUUUGAAGCAAAGAGAAGAUGGGAAACCAAAAGCAACAUGGGAUACAUGUGACUUAAUAUUCAACUGCAAUUGAAAUAUUACUAAAAAGAUGCACAGAAUUUUUUUCAGAGUGUAAUACGUUGACAUCAUCAAUUAAUCUCUCUGAAUCAGUGUUUCGGUCAUUCAUUCAGUUUUAUGGGUCACUUUUAAAUUUAGCUUAAUAAAUUCCAUAAACACAC
Molecule: messenger RNA, 986 nt
Organism: Triplophysa dalaica
Lineage: Eukaryota; Metazoa; Chordata; Actinopteri; Cypriniformes; Nemacheilidae
Gene: fam204a
Product: family with sequence similarity 204 member A
Exons: 7
Coding region: 112-819 (235 amino acids)
Source: RefSeq, a predicted model, not a curated record